Solea solea (common sole) is the source of this 5592-nucleotide messenger RNA. Its product is annotated as thyrotropin-releasing hormone-degrading ectoenzyme-like. The coding region runs from base 1801 to 4854 and encodes 1017 amino acids. The transcript has 20 exons. The record is from RefSeq and is a predicted model, not a curated record. Gene Ontology annotation, molecular function: metalloaminopeptidase activity; zinc ion binding; peptide binding. Gene Ontology annotation, cellular component: cytoplasm. Lineage: Eukaryota; Metazoa; Chordata; Actinopteri; Pleuronectiformes; Soleidae. Gene Ontology annotation, biological process: proteolysis; peptide catabolic process.
ACACACACACACACACCUUCACCUCCAUCCUCAUCCUCCUCUUCUUCGGUGGAUGGAGAGAAUAAUAACAGCGGAGCUUCAUCAUCUUCAUCAUCUUCAUCCUCACUGUGCAGCAUCACAGCAUCAUCUUCAUCAUCAUCUUCAUCAUCGUCGUCUCCUCGCGCUGCUGCGCUGAAAAGUUGAGGAGGAUCAAACCGGGAGAAGCGGAGGAGCUGUCGCGUGCCGCUAACCCGGGAUAAUCCGCAGCACGCGCGUCAUUACCGGACUGAGUGGAAACGGAUCCGAUGCUUUUUUUUUAUUUUAUUUAUUUUAAAAAACAAACAUUAAAGGAUUUACUGUGAAUUUACCGGAGGAAAAAUCCUGAAAAAAACACAUGUUUGCUUCUCGGACUCGAUCACGGAUCAGUAACGGCGCUGAAACCCGGUAUGAAGCGGUUUAACGGAUGUUUGUGACGGUAACGUAACGGACGGUCCCGGGUGUGGAUGCGACCGACGGUGGGUUUUUUUUCUACCGGGGAGAAAUGAGAGGCUGUGACCGGGACACGCGCUGCUCAUCCCGGGACUGAGCACUUGGAGGGAGAGGAGAAGUUACCGCGGGGACCGGGGGAGUUCAGGCGGAUCUUUACCGGCUUUACCGGCUCAUCAUUAACACCAGGAUCAACCCGUUAUAUGGACCGGAUCGAUCGAGACCAUCGACGGAUUUUAAAAUCCGCUUCGUUGUGUCCGGAUCCAUCAGUUUGAUCAGCUGGACAGAAUUAACGAUCCGGUGUAAUCCCGGGUUCCCACGAGAGGGAAAGGGUCAUUGCCACGAAAAAAAAACAAAGUCAAAAUUAAAGCAAAAUCGCAUUCAAAGAAAUUUUCCCUCAAAAGAAUAACAACAUUUGUCUGGAGCUGAGAUUUUAAACCAUUUUAGAACAAAAUCUGCAAACAAAAAUAUCAAUUAAAUGAACACAUGAAUGUUUGGUCAGUUCUUUAUUGUGUAAUAUAAUCAUCAGCGGCUCCCGACCCUGACCCUAAUGUUCUGUGUGGCGUUUUAAUUUCCCACCGAACAACAGUAAUAACAAUAAUCCCGUAACGGCGCGUUGGGGAUUUAUUUGCGCGUUAUUGCCCGGGUGGAGCUGUUGUUGAACUCGGAAGAAAUCAACUUUACGACGUCCGCCGGGGCGCGGAAGUCGUCCCCCCGCGUUCGUUUAAGACCUCGCUCUCUUUGACUGCACGUCCGUCAAAUUUGUGUGGAGUUCACGGCGAGGAUCGUCGUCCGACGGCGCGUCCUCGAGCCCCGAUCCACUCCGCUGUGACUCGAGCUCUUUGCUGUGAAAGUCCAUGGAUGGUACGUUCACUGUACAGCCACAUCCUCAACGGCAUACCACCUCCUCCUCCUCCUCCUUCCUCUCAGCCUCCUCUUGAAAUCAAGCCAUGCUGCAUUGAUUUUUUCCUUUCUUUCCUGUUUCUCCCUCCUCGCCGCUAAAACCAGAACGCACACGGCCACUUCGCCCUCUCUCGAUUGUCGGGUUUGUUUCCUGAAAUGUGAGCCACGAACGCGCCGUGUUCGUGUCAGAGCUGAAGGACGUCCGACGGCGCCCGAGGUCAGAGGUCAUGUUUUCACAGAUGUAACUCGCCCCCGAGAGGUUCGGCAGAAACAGUUAGCCGGAGAGGAGUUUGAAUCUGGGACGAAUGAAACACCCAAACAGAGUUUUUCCUCUGACUCGAGUAUAAAUGUUCCUUCAUUUGAGCUGGAACCUGUUUCCCACUUUGCCCCUUCAGGACAUUUCUCUGUUGUUAAAGUGACACUUGAAGCUAAAUGGGACUCAACGACAGCAGCCCGGGCACCAUGCGGAAUGGCCGCGGCCUCUCGGACCAGUGGGCAGAGUCUGUGGUGGUCCGGCCCCGGACCACGGAGCGCCACAUCACGGUGCACAAACGUCUGGUUCUGGGCUUUGCUCUGUCCAUCCUCACCCUCAUUAUCGUCACGGCUGUGGCUGUGGUGCUCAGUGUCCGCUUCGAGGAGUGUGAUGGGCAGAACCGUGAGGCAGCGGCCGGUGGGUCGGGUUCCAGAGGUUCCGGAGGGUCGGCCAAGUUGAACGGGAGCAGAGGGGAGAGGACGGGGGAGAGGGGGGAUGAGGAGGCGGCGGUUCAGCCGUGGAGAAACUUGCGGCUGCCUGGCUCGGUGAGGCCGCGUCACUACGACCUGCGGCUCGCGGUCUUUAUGGACAACUUCACCUUCUCUGGAGAAGUUAGCAUUGAGCUGGAGUGUGUCAACGCCACACGCUUCAUCGUCCUGCACGCCGAUCGACUCGAGGUCGACCGCGUGACGGUGACGGCGGAGGGAGGCGUGGGCGGUCGCCCCAACAACCGUCCCGGGGGCGGAGUCAUGCGCGUCCACCGCCACUUCGCCUUCCCGGCCAAUCAGAUGUACGUGGUGGUGCUGCACCGCGAGAUGAAGCCCAUGAGGGUUUACCGCCUGAACGUGAGCUUCGACGCCGCCAUCGAGGACGAGCUGCUCGGCUUCUUCAGGAGCUCGUACACGCUGCAGAGGGAGCGGCGUUACCUCGCCGUGACCCAGUUCAGUCCGAUCCACGCCCGGAAGGCCUUCCCGUGCUUCGACGAGCCGGUCUACAAGGCCACGUUCUCUCUCGUCCUCCGCCACGACCAGCAGUACACCUCGCUCUCCAACAUGCCUGUAGAGAGCAGCUCGCUGCCGGACGACGACGGCACCGUGACCAACCGCUUCGCCCGGACGCCCCGCAUGUCCACUUACUACCUCGCCUGGGCCGUGUGCAACUUCACCUACAAGGAGACGCAGACGGACGGUGGCGUGACGAUCCGUCUCUACGCUCGGCCGGACGCCAUUUCCAGCGGCGCGGGCGACUACGCUCUCCACAUCACCAAGAGGCUUCUGGGAUUUUACCAGGACUACUUCAAAGUCCAGUACUCGCUGCCGAAGCUCGACUUGUUGGCGGUGCCCAAACAUCCCUACGCCGCCAUGGAGAACUGGGGUCUGAGCGUCUUCGUGGAGCAGAAGAUCCUGCUGGACGCCGAGGUGUCGUCCUCGUCCUAUCAGAUGGAGCUGACCAUGGUGGUCGUCCACGAGAUCUGCCACCAGUGGUUUGGGGACCUGGUGACGCCGGUGUGGUGGGAGGACGUGUGGUUGAAGGAAGGAUUCGCUCAUUUCUUCGAGUAUGUCGGCACAGACUUCCUCUUCCCAAAGUGGAACAUGGAGAAGCAACGGUUUCUGACUGACGUCCUGCAUGAGGUGAUGCUAUUGGAUGGCCUCAGCUCCUCCCACCCGAUCUCCCAGGAAGUGGAACAAGCGACGGACAUCAACCGAGUCUUCGACUGGAUCGCCUACAAAAAAGGGGCAGCGCUGAUCCGGAUGCUGGCGAACGUGAUGGGACAACCGUUGUUCCAGAAAGGUCUCAACGAUUAUCUGCUGAGUCACAUGUACGGCAACGCGGCGCGAGACGACCUGUGGAGGAAACUGUCCCAGGCCAUGCACUCAGAGGGGCGGGACAUUGACAUCGGCGAGAUGAUGGACAGGUGGACUCUUCAGAUGGGUUACCCCGUUGUCACCAUCAGCAAGAACCAAUCGGAGCAGCUGCCGACACGUUACAUCACCGUCAGCCAGGAGCACUUCCUGUACGGACAGGAAGUGAGGAACAGCAACAACGACAGUUUACGAUGGCAGGUCCCGCUAACGGUCGCCGUGGGAAACAUGUCCACCGCCUCUUUACAGAGUCUCAUCUGGAUCAACAACAGGACAGAGACACACAGGAUCGCGCUGAUGGACGACAGCACCUGGUUGCUCGGCAACGUAAACCAAACGGGCUACUUCCGCGUGAACUACGACCUCCAGAACUGGAAACUGCUGAUUCAGCAGCUUCACGGCAACCCACAGAUCAUCUCAGUGGGAAACAGGGCGGGGCUUAUUGACGACGCAUUCAACCUGGCCAGGGCCGGGUACCUCCCACAGGGCAUUCCCUUGCAGCUGAUUGGCUACCUGCCGGAGGAGACGUCUUUCCUGCCGUGGCACGCCGCCAGCCGAGCACUCUACCAGCUGGACAAACUGCUGGACCGCACAGAGGAAUACAGCCUGUUCAGUGACUACGUGUUAAAGCAGGUUGCUGCGAGGUAUCAUCAGAUGGGAUGGCCGACAAACGGUCUGGGCAGCGAGGGCAGCGUCCUGCAGGCGUCCUACCAGACUGAGGAGCUGCAGCGGGAGCUCAUCAUGCUCGCGUGCAGCUUCGGGAACAAACAGUGCCACCGUCAGGCCGUCGCCUACAUCUCUGACUGGAUCUCCAGCAACAAGAACAGAAUUCCUCCGAACAUCAGAGACAUUGUUUACUGCACCGGCGUCAGUCUCAUGGACGAGGACGUGUGGGAGUUCAUCUGGAUGAAGUUCCACUCGUCCAGCGCCGUGUCCGAGAAGAAGAUCCUGCUGGAGGCGCUGACGUGCUCCGACAACACUUUCCUCCUCAACAGGUUACUGAACCUGUCGCUGACCUCUGACCUGGUCCCGGAGCAGGACGUGAUCGACGUCAUCAUCCACGUGGGCAGAAACCCUCAGGGUCGAAACCUGGCCUGGAGAUACUUCAGAGAGAAGUGGGACGUUCUCAACGCGCGAUACGGUGAAGCUUUGUUCAUGAAUUCAAAACUCAUCAGUGGAGUCACCGAGUUUCUGAACACGGAACAAGAACUCAACGAGUUAAAAGACUUCAUCCAAUCAAGCGGCGUGGGGGCGGGGCCUGCUUUGCCACGAGCACUAGAGAUCGUCGAGGGCAACGUGCGCUGGCACCGCCUCCACCGGCGGCAGUUCUACCAGUGGCUGCGCAAACCUCCGAGCCCUGCCCUCGGCUAAAGGCGCCGUUGGCCAGCGCAAGUGGAGCGGCUGCAGACUGCUCAUGCUAUCGCACCGCUAGCUUCACAGAUGCAGUCAGAACAACCGACGCGACCGCUUCUUCAGCUCGUUUUUAUCACUUUACACAAACUUUUUAUUUCUGAUUCUUUUGCCGUGGAAACGUAAAGAUGAAAUUUAAACAACAAAAGCUGAGAGUUAGCUAGCAGCCACUGUUUGAUAACAGCUAGCAUCAAAACUCCACCUGAAGCCAUCAUUGCCAGCUAACAGCUAGCUUCAAAAUUCAACCUGAAGCAGUGACUACUAGCUUACAGCAUCAGUCACUAUUAGCUAACAGCUAGCACAAAACUCUAGGUUAAAGUUAGCAUCACAGAGAGAUUUUGUUAGAUCAGUGAAAAAUGAGCGCAUUAACAAUAAAAUACGAAGAAUUUGAAUUUAACAAACUUUGAGGAUGAAACAUUUAUGACAAAGUAGCCAGUUAUGAAUUAACGAGAAAAAAAAAGGUUGUCAGAACUAAAAAAAAAUGUAUAUAAAUGUGAUUAUAAAUCUAGUAAAAUUAUAAUAAUUCUGAUUAUUCUUCAGAUUAGUGAAAUCUUUUUAUUUUUCUUCACCUCAAACUAAAAACAACAGAUUAUUUUAAUCUCAGUAUCAGUGAAACCAGAACCAGAUCUAGAACCAGAGUCUGUUUAAUCUGAACCGGAAGUAAACGUGAAAAAAAAUCAAUAAACAUAUUUUUUGUCA